UCAACAUCAACAUCAUUCACGCAUUUCUUCCCUCUAAAUCUGCCCUCAACCCAAAUCAUUUUCAACACUCUCAAAACCCCUCUCUCUCUCUCUCUCUCUCUCUGCAAAAACUUCAAAACUUUUCUCUGAUAAUUUCCUUCUCUCUUCCGAGAUUGAUCCUUCCUUCUCCAACUGCUCUGUCUACUUCAUUUCAGAGGAAUUUCAGUGAUAUGGAUAUUUGAUAUUAAUUAAUUUUGACACCUGGGUUUUCCAUUAGAUCCCUCUCACCUUCCCAGAUUCUGCUUUGUUUCCGUCUGCAACAUCUACUUUACUGGGAUUAGCAUCAUCACCAUUAUUGAUUUCUGGAUCAGUUGUAUUUCCUCUGUUAAUCAACUCAUUUGUAAUGGAUUCUUGCUGUGCAACCUUGAGAGCCAAUACCCACUUGGCAAACCCAAGCAAAUGUGGUCUGAGUCAUGGUGAUAAUGGGUUUUGGGGGGAGAGGAUGAGAGGGAGUCUCAACAAGAACAGUCGUCAUUGGGUUAAUCAGUUAGCAAAAGGCUUGAGAUCUGAGAGAAAGGAGAGGAAGAUCAGACCUAGCGUUUCUUGCUCUGUUAUUACAACAGACAAUGGCAAAGAGACUUUGACCAUAGAUGCACCCCGGUUUGAGAGACGAAGAGCGAACCCAAAAAAUGUGGCUGCAAUCAUAUUGGGUGGAGGAGCAGGGACUAAACUCUUUCCUCUUACAAUUAAAACUGCAACACCAGCUGUUCCACUUGGAGGAUGCUAUAGGCUUAUAGACAUACCGAUGAGCAACUGCAUCAACAGUGGCAUAAGCAAGAUUUUUGUACUGACCCAAUUCAACUCUGCUUCCCUCAAUCGACACCUUGCUCGUACAUAUUUUGGGAAUGGUGUGAACUUCGGGGAUGGAUUCGUGGAGGUUCUGGCAGCCACUCAAACACCGGGGGAAGCAGGUAUGAAGUGGUUCCAAGGGACUGCAGAUGCUGUAAGGAAAUUUAUUUGGGUGUUUGAGGAUGCCAAGAACAAGGAUGUUGAGAAUAUACUGAUUUUGUCGGGUGAUCAUCUAUAUCGUAUGGACUAUAUGGACUUUUUGCAGAAUCACAUCGACAGAAAUGCUGAUAUUACAAUUUCAUGUGUACCAGUGGGGGAUAGUCGUGCCUCGGAUUAUGGCUUGAUGAAGUUUGACCACCAUGGACGAAUCAUCCAAUUUGCCGAAAAACCCAAGGGUGAUGAUCUGAAAGCAAUGGAAGUGGAUACCACUCUCCUAGGGCUGUCUCAGCAAGACGCUGCAAAUGCUCCUUACAUUGCUUCAAUGGGAGUCUACAUGUUCAGGACCGAUAUCUUAUUGAAGCUACUGAGGUGGAAUUAUCCUACAUCCAAUGACUUCGGAUCUGAAAUAAUUCCUUCUGCUGUGAUGGAUCACAAUGUCCAAGCAUACAUAUUCAGAGACUACUGGGAUGACAUUGGAACAACAAAGUCUUUCUACGACGCUAACUUGGCCCUUACUGAUGAGUUUCCAAAAUUUCAAUUUUAUGAUCCAAAGACACCAUUCUUCACAUCUCCCCGAUUCUUGCCACCAACCAAAAUUGACAAAUGCCAGAUUAAGGAUUCAAUAAUCUCACACGGUUGUUUCUUGAGAGAAUGUAGAGUUGAACACUCAAUUGUGGGUGAACGCUCUCGUUUGGACUAUGGUGUUGAGCUUAAGGAUACCUUGAUGAUGGGUGCAGACUAUUACCAAACAGAACCUGAAAUUGCAGCUUUGUUGGCUGAGGAUAAGGUCCCAAUUGGAAUUGGAAGGAAUACCAAAACCAGGGUGUUCAAGAAGCAGACAGAUCAGAGGAAGGAUUUUACAUUCGAUCUGGGAUUACUAUUAUAUUGGAGAAGGCCACAAUCAAUGAUGGAACCAUUAUAUAGAUGGAUGAUGAAUCUUGAAGUUCCCAUGGACUAGAUUGGAGUUGUAGGAAGAGCUCAUGGGGAGGUGAUCACAGCAUCCCAUCUAGACCAGAAUAAGGAAGUGAGCAUUUGUGUUUGGACCAGUAUAUGUGUAUAAUAGAAGCUCCAACUUUGCACUGUACAAAAGAACAUGUAAGAGGGUUUAUAUAUCUGAGAAAUUUCAUGAAUAAAGCUUCAACAUGUGGAAGCUUGUAUUAAACUUUAGAGAUGAAGUUGAAGCAGAAAAGAUAGCUCUCUGUUUUCUUUUUCUUUUCUUUUUUUUGUAUAUUUUCAUCCCACCAAGAUCUUUUGUU
Messenger RNA from Camellia sinensis, 2243 nucleotides. NCBI's taxonomy places the organism in Eukaryota, Viridiplantae, Streptophyta, Magnoliopsida, Ericales, Theaceae. The record is from RefSeq and is a predicted model, not a curated record.